AAGCAGAAGGCAGGCGGCGGUUUGGGAUUGACUCAAUGUCUUAGCAGCGACCAGUUUAUUUGGCACCCGGAGAAGCAGCGGGCAGGGCUGUGGAGGAUCUCCGGGAAUCCGGACCAGACUCGCAGGCUGAAUAAAGUGAACCUAAACGCGGGGAGGUCCCGGGGCAGGCGGCAGGUGAGCGUCACUCCUUCUUGGAGCAAAGAUGUCUGAGGAGGUGGUGCGCCAGACACGCAGCCAGAAGAGAGCGCUGGAGCGGGACGUACCGACACUCGAUGGAGAUUCCAAACGAGUGAAAAUGGAACCAGGGGAGCUUGGUUCUAACAAAGUGGCAAACAUCCUGAAGGCCGGGGAGGUGAAAGCCACCAUUAAAGUGGAGGUGCAGGCAGAGGAUGAGCCUGUGGAUAUGAGGACACCUCGCAGCGAAAUAAAAAAAGAAAGGCCACCGACGCCAGAUGACGUCAUUGUUUUAUCAGACAACGAGCCUGGCAGUCCACAAGUCAAUGGGAUCAGCCACAGCUUGAAGAAAACUGACACUGAGAUGCUGAUGAAGAGUAGCCCUGAAGAGCGCCAGAGGUUUAUUAAGCAGCUAAAAGAGGAGCUGCGUCUUCAAGAGGCCAAGCUGGUGCUGCUGAAGAAACUCCGUCAGAGCCAGAUCCAGAAAGAGAGCGUAGUGCAGAAGACAACUAAUUCUUCAUCCAACCCCCCACCAUUGGUAAGAGGCAGCAUUUCAUCUGUAAAAGCCCCACUUCAGGUGUCAUCUAACAGGAGCUCAGGCACGGUCAUUCCUCCACCUCUGGUGCGUGGUGGUGCACAGGUUUCCAAGCAUACGUCUAUCGUGAUGCCACCGUUAGUCAGAGGCUCACAGCAGCCCAUUGCCGUGACUCCUCAGCAGAUCGCCACCUUGCGGCAGCAGCACUCAGGCUCUGGUCCUCCUCCUCUCCUGUUGGGUCCUCGCACCUCUGUGCCCAAUGUGCAGGUGCAGGGUCAGAGGAUCAUCCAGCAGGGCCUGAUUCGUGUGGCCAAUGUAGCAAACACCAACGUCCUGGUCAACAUCCCACAGGGCUCACCCACUGGGCUAAAGAGUUCUUCAGGCACCAACGCCUCCUCAGUCAGUGCCAAUGAUUCCCCUGCCAGCCGACAGGCUGCUGCCAAGUUGGCAUUGCGGAAGCAGCUGGAAAAAACCCUGCUGGAGAUCCCUCCUCCAAAACCUCCUGCACCAGAGCUCAACUUCCUCCCCUCGGCCGCCAACAACGAGUUUAUCUACCUGGUGGGGCUGGAGAUGGUUGUGCAGAACCUGCUGGAUCUGGCCAAAAGCAAACAGCAGCCUCAGGCAGGGAGUCCCUCUAUAUCUUCAGAUGUGAAGGAGCCGUUUACGUGUGCUCAAUGUCAUACGGACUUCACCUCUCGCUGGAGACAGGACAAGAGUAAAGGUUCGAUCCUGUGUGAGCAGUGUAUGAGUUCCAACCAGAAGAAGGCCCUGAAGGCUGAGCACACCAGCCGGCUGAAGGCAGCCUUUGUCAAGGCCUUGCAGCAGGAGCAAGAGAUCGAGCAGCGAAUCCUCCAUCAGUCUUCCUCGUCCUCUCCAAAGACCUCGACUGCCUCCUCGUCUUCGUCAUCCUCACCAGUGGUGAAGUCUGAGCCGCAUGUGCUGGUGUCUCCACAGUAUAAAACUGGACGAUCUUCAGUGCCUCAGCAGCAGUCAAACAGGGCAACAACAGUCCAUCGCUACCACUCCAGCACCAUCAAGCAGAAUCCAGGGCAGGUGGUACGUAAUGUGCCCCAGGCGGUGGUCAGCAUGAAUUCGCGUGGCAUGAGCCGCAGCUUCUCCCCGUCCAGUCAGCUGCAAAAUGCGAUCACAGCCGCUGCGCUGGUCAGCAGGCCAGGUAAGCAUGCAGGGAGGGCGGGGCCGAAUAGCAGCAGAGCCCACAGCAGAGCCGCCAGCAGCAGCAGCAGCAGCAGCAGCAAAGCCACUAGCAAUGUCUGGAGGAAACAGAACAGCACUCCCCCAGGUGUGACCAUGGCCUACGUCAACCCCAGUCUCUCUGUGCUGAAGACGACCUCUCCAGCAGAUCGUCAGCGGGAGUAUCUCCUCGACAUGAUCCCGUCCCGUUCCAUCUCCCAGACCACAAAUAACUGGAAAUAACACCUUCCUCACUCACCAGUGCUUCUUUCAUCAUCUCUCAUUAUAGAAACCCUGGACACCAGUUCUACCAGAUAACCAGCUACCAAGCAAUAAAAAGCAUUUCUCUCAGUUUACUGAAGACCUCGUACUCGGAGGGCAACAGAAAUUGAACCUCAGACAGUGAGUGAAGGUGAAGGAUCGGAUUUAACGAUAUGCGCACACACACACAGUGUCGGACUUUUGGACCAGGCUUUGUGUGCAUCAUGUCUGAGCCUCGUUGGCUGCAGUGAUACGGACAAUUCCACUCCGGUGUUGAUGUCAUCUGUGUCCUUCAUCACCACGUUUGUGGUUCUGCUGCUGAUUGGAUUUUUUUUUUUUUUUUGAGGGGUGGGGGUUAGUUAUAGUAAACAUCCCUUUUUCCUCUUGACCAGGUGGAGGUACCCGGGGGCAAAGCAAGGGGUUUAUUUUUUUAAAUAUAUAUCUCUGUGGACCACUAAAUAUGCUUCAGCUCUGUAAAUCAUCUGUUCAGCGUGGCUUACACGUGCCACCUCUUACUAUAGGAGUGUAAAAUAUGCAAUUCUGAUGCUAAUUUUCUUUUUUUUAACCCCACCCCCCUUUUUUUUUCUCCCCGCCCCCCCUUUGAGGGGUCCUUUUUUCUGAGGGCCGACAUGUAAAGGUAUUGUUAUACGAUUAAGGUGGUUUUACAUCUACCAGUUUAGUGUGUAUUUUAAAAUGCUAAAAUAAGUUUAAAAUAGAAAAAAAAAUUAACCAAUUUUUUUUUUGUGGGGGGGUGGGGGCGGGGUGGAUGGGUUGUGGGGUGGGUGGAUGGGGUGUGGGUGGGCGUGUUAGGUGGGCAUGGUUACGGACUUGCCACAUUGGGACUACUGUUUGUUCUUUUUUGCUUUGAAAUGUCCUCUUUUCAGUUCUUCUGGAAAUCGUGGACAUGCUUUUUCUAGAGGGAAAAGGGAAAAGGGUUGGGACUCUAGAAGUUUUUUGGUUAAAUGUGUGGUGUGUGUUUUUUUUUUUUUUUUCUUUUCAUUAUUUCUUUUUAAUGCUUUUAGGUUAUGUUUGUAAAUGGGGAUAUUUAAAGCUGUACAUGGCAAAUGCUUCACUUUCAAUGAAGGAUAAUUGUGUGGUCCAGACUGUUUAAACUACUUGAUCAUCUAGUUUUCCAUAAGAAGUUUGGACCUUUCAGUUGAACAUCUGUGUAAAUGAUUCGGAAGCUGAUUUGGCUGUGCAGGACGGCACACACCGGGUUUUUGCUUAGUGGUGGUGAUGAGCAGGACUGAACAGAAAAAACGGAUAAAAACAUUAUCCAGUCUUUAUACUAUGUUUUUUUUUCCCCUCAUGUAACCGGAUUUAGUUGUUUGUAGUGUUCCUUGGAUUUCAGUACAGCCGGAGGGACCGACAGUCCAACCAUUUUUCUUUUUCCACCUCACUCAAGUAAAUACGUGCAGCCAGAAUCCGAUCAUCUUCUAGUCCCCAUGAGUACAUGGAGGUGGAGUUCUUACUGUUCCUAAGCUCUUCUCUCAUGGUCUGAGCUGCCUGUGGAGUACGAAGGCGUGGAUCAGACUGUGGUUCUGAUUGCUGCUGAUGAGAGCGGAGACCAUUCCAUUGUCCAGGGAUGCCAGCCAGCACUCCAGCACUGUAUGCAUCUCUGUUCUGAACUGUACAAAAAAAAAGAUUCCCCUUUUUCAUUUAUUUUUGGUCUGUUAAUUAUUAUAAUAAAAAAAUCUCAAUUUCG
Silurus meridionalis is the source of this 3866-nucleotide messenger RNA. It is a transcript of the gene gatad2ab, whose product is annotated as GATA zinc finger domain containing 2Ab. Lineage: Eukaryota; Metazoa; Chordata; Actinopteri; Siluriformes; Siluridae. The transcript is spliced from 11 exons. The coding region runs from base 203 to 2143 and encodes 646 amino acids. Gene Ontology annotation, molecular function: sequence-specific DNA binding; zinc ion binding. Gene Ontology annotation, cellular component: NuRD complex. The record is from RefSeq and is a predicted model, not a curated record. Gene Ontology annotation, biological process: negative regulation of transcription by RNA polymerase II.